CAACCCUAAACCUUGUUUUUAAUGCGGCUCGUAUAAAGCAACGGCGCUUCUCCAUCUUCUAUACUUCCUCGUCUGAAGCUGAAUCUAGGGUUUCUGGUUGACAAUGGGGAAGGGAACAGGAAGCUUUGGUAAGAGGAGGAAUAAGACCCACACUCUCUGUGUGAGGUGUGGCCGUCGAAGCUUUCACCUCCAGAAGAGUCGCUGUGCGGCAUGUGCUUUCCCUGCUGCUCGCAAGAGAAAAUACAACUGGAGUGUCAAGGCAAUCCGCAGAAAGACCACAGGAACUGGUAGGAUGAGGUACUUGCGUAAUGUGCCUCGCAGGUUCAAGAGCGGUUUCAGAGAGGGUACUCAAGCCGCACCCAGGAAGAAGGGAGCAGCUGCCACAGCUUAAGUCUCUGGUAGAUCGUUGUUUUCUAAAUCUUGGUAAUGAAUUAUAGGUUUUUGAGGUUUUUACUGUGGGGGCAAGCACUUGGACAAUUAUUAACAGUUUUUAUGGCCUCGUUGCAUCUGUCAUUUUUGUAUCGAGUAAUAUGUAGUUCCUUUAAUUCAAAUGAGAAGACUGUAAGACCUUUUGGUUUUUCACUGAGAGUUUGUGUUUUGUUUUUCA
Molecule: messenger RNA, 607 nt
Organism: Prosopis cineraria
Lineage: Eukaryota; Viridiplantae; Streptophyta; Magnoliopsida; Fabales; Fabaceae
Product: 60S ribosomal protein L37-3
Exons: 4
Coding region: 104-391 (95 amino acids)
Biological process (GO): translation
Cellular component (GO): ribosome; cytosolic large ribosomal subunit
Molecular function (GO): structural constituent of ribosome; RNA binding
Source: RefSeq, a predicted model, not a curated record